This is a messenger RNA of Paramecium pentaurelia, 279 nucleotides long. The record is from the annotation of a GenBank genome assembly. Lineage: Eukaryota; Ciliophora; Oligohymenophorea; Peniculida; Parameciidae.
AUGGGAUAAAUCUGUAAGAGUUGUGAAAAAUAGAAUGUUGAUAAAAGUGAAAUAAGAAUUGAAUCAUCUUCAUUACAUUAAGACAUGAAAUUUAUUGAAGAUUUUGAAUUCGUCAGUGGUUUAGAUAAAUUGGAAUCAUCAAAAAAAAUGAGUAUGCUCACUUUUUAAAAUAAAAAUAACAGUAGUAGUUACCCUCAUGGAGACUCAUUCUAUUAAGGAUCUCUUUUUAGUGUUGUAACUCCUGAUUUUAGUGCUUUUUCUUCUAAUUUAGUAUAGUGA